This is a messenger RNA of Raphanus sativus (radish), 514 nucleotides long. RefSeq lists its product as uncharacterized. The record is from RefSeq and is a predicted model, not a curated record. The transcript has a single exon. NCBI's taxonomy places the organism in Eukaryota, Viridiplantae, Streptophyta, Magnoliopsida, Brassicales, Brassicaceae. The coding region runs from base 161 to 364 and encodes 67 amino acids.
CCUCUCUUUCUGUCUCCACGUUUCUCGCCAACAAAACCAACAAACAGACUCUCUUUGAUCGUAUAUUAUUAACCUAAAUCGAAGACGAAUCUCUGAAUCUCCGGCUACAUAUUUCAAACAAAUCUCGAGAACCGGAGGAAGAAGAAAAACAAAAGAAAAGAUGUGUUGUGGACGGGUUUGCAUGCUGUGCACGUGUUUGCUUCUUGUCGUGAUCGCGAUUGGGUUCCUAUUCGGCUUCGGAGUAUUCAAGGAUGGUUUCCACAAGAUCCAGGAGACCGUCCGUCUCGAAUGCGAUCCCAGGUUCGGCUGCGGCGGUGACGUUGGGCGUCGCGGUUAUGGUUUCCCAGCUCCCUCCGGUCAUUAACUAGAUGUCUUCUCAUAUUAAACUCUUUCGAACCGGCGUCAUUGUCUUUGAAUGUGUUUGGUUCGGUCGGAUUUGGAUAUAUCGAUUAAUAGGAUAUAGUUUUUUUUCGUUGUUGUUUUAAAUUUUCUUCCAUAAUACGUUACAAUGAUU